This is a messenger RNA of Adineta steineri, 1650 nucleotides long. NCBI's taxonomy places the organism in Eukaryota, Metazoa, Rotifera, Eurotatoria, Adinetida, Adinetidae. The record is from the annotation of a GenBank genome assembly.
AUGAGAUGGACCCAGCGAUACGGUAUUGUGGCGAUAGCCAUCAUUGUUGUGCUUGCAUUAAUAUUCGUUUUACAACAAAAACAACAUUAUGAAGAACAAACAAGACAAACAAUUGAAACAUUACAAAAUCGUAUUGAUUAUGUUUCACGUCUUAAUGAUGAACAUUUACAAGAACUAUCAAGUAUAAAACAACAAAAUAUUCGUUUAAUUCGUUCAUUUAAUUCAAUAAAAGCUUGUCAUCGUCGUAAUAAUAUUUCAACAAAUUCAAUAUCUAAUAGUACAAUAACAGAUGAAACAUUUAAUGAUAAUACAGUUGAUUCAUUAAAAAAUGGUUUUCAUUUACCACCUAGUUUUAGUUAUUUAAAACAUCUUUCCGGUAGAUAUGAUAUGUUAUCACCAGCAUUUCGUCGUCAAACAACAAAUACAAAUUCUUUACGAUCAAAUGUUUCAUUUAUUAUUGGUAUACCAACGGUUAAACGUGAUAAACAAUCUUAUCUUAUUGAAACAAUUAAAUCUUUAAUUGAUAAUUUAAAUAAUGAUGAUAUGGAACGUUCAUUAAUCGUUAUAUUUAUUGCUGAACCAUUAGAUAUUGAAUAUGUUCGAACAACAGCACAACAAAUAGAAAAACUUUAUAAUAAAUAUAUUGAGAAUGGUUUAAUUGAAAUUAUAAGUCCACCAAUGGAAUUUUAUCCUGAUUUUGAUAAUUUAAAAUUAAGUUUAAAUGAUGAUAAACAACGUGUUAAAUGGCGUACAAAACAAAAUUAUGAUUUUACUUAUUUAAUGAUGUAUUCAUCAAUACGAGGAAAAUAUUAUAUACAAUUAGAAGAUGAUGUUGUUACUAAACCUGCAUAUAUUCAAAUUAUUGAAAGUUUUAUCAAUAAACAAAAAGAUCAAGAUUGGUUUAUGUUAGAAUAUUCAAGUUUAGGUUUUAUUGGCAAAAUGUUUCAUACAGCUGAAUUAAAUGCACUUGUUAACUUUUUUCUUAUGUUUUCUGCUGAUAAACCUAUUGAUUGGUUACUUGAAUAUUAUCAAGAUACAAAAUAUUGUUCAUUUGGUGCUGAUGUUCAAUCAUGUACAAGAACAAAAAGUUUACAUCGUUUUCGUUUUCGUCCAUCUCUAUUUCAACAUAUUGGAAUUUAUUCAUCAUUAAAGGGUAAAAUACAAAAAUUAAAAGAUAAAGAUUUUGGUAAAAAUGUUAAAUUAUUUAAAUCACAUGAAAAUCCAUCUGUAUCAUCGAUUGUAUCAACAUUAAAAGAUUAUGAUAAACAUACAUUAGCAAAUUGUUAUGCAGGACAAAAUUUCUUUUGGGCAUUACAACCUAAAAAAGAUGAUACUAUUGUAUUAAAAUAUGAUCCACCACUUUUAUUAUCAAGAGUUUAUUUUAAAUCAGGUAAUCCUGAACAUCCAGGAGACAAAUUUUUUAAUACAACUGUUGAUCUACAACCAUAUGUACAACCAAAACAAAAAUUAAACUAUAUUAAAGAUAGUGAUGGAUAUUUUACAGUAGCAAAUUUUUCACAUGAUACUGGUAUUGCUGAAGCAUUUGUUGAUAAAGUACUUGGACCGAUAUCAAAUGUUCGCUUAAAAGUACAUUCAAAAUCAGAUGCAUGGGUGAUAUUGAAUGAGAUUCUUAUUGAACCACUGAAAUGA